Echinops telfairi (small Madagascar hedgehog) is the source of this 885-nucleotide messenger RNA. RefSeq names its product probable G-protein coupled receptor 141. Gene Ontology annotation, biological process: G protein-coupled receptor signaling pathway. Bases 1 to 885 code for a protein of 294 amino acids. The transcript has a single exon. NCBI's taxonomy places the organism in Eukaryota, Metazoa, Chordata, Mammalia, Afrosoricida, Tenrecidae. The record is from RefSeq and is a predicted model, not a curated record. Gene Ontology annotation, molecular function: oxysterol binding; G protein-coupled receptor activity. Gene Ontology annotation, cellular component: membrane.
AUGGAACUGGUCAAUACCACCACCUUGUCAACCCCCUCCAGGGUAGACCAGGAAGACUGCGGCCUGCACUGCAGAAUCGUUCUGAUAGCACUCUACUCGGUGGUUUUGCUCGGAGGCACCGUGGGGACAAUUAUGAUGUCCAGGAUGAUGUUCAAAAGGAAGAGUCAGUCUGUUAUUGCCACGAUCAUCCUCAAUAUCAUAGUGCUGCGCUCCGUUCUCGACAGUCUUCCGCUCCGCCUCAGCUAUUACGUCUCUGACGUCUGGGCCUUUGGAUUCUUUACGUGCCGAGUGGUUAGCGGCGUCAUCUACGGCCACAUGUACUUUAUCUUUGUUUUCUACGUGGCUAUUGUCAUAUUCCGCCUGCUGGUCUAUUUUAAAAAGCUCCAAGUGCAACGGCUGCAAAAGUUCCAUGCGGUCGUUUUAAGCGUGGUUAUAUGGCUGGUGGGGAGCCUCGUUUUUUUGCCAUUGUUUUUUUCACAGUAUGGCACAAACCCAAGUUUUUCACAGGAGCCAAGAUGUUUUGAGUUCUACAAAGACCUCAACCGCAGUGAAUUAAUUGUCAUAAACUAUUCUGUGAUCGCCAUUAUGAUGACAACGGUUACGGCCCUCUCUUUAGUAGAAAUGGUUGUCAUCUUUCAAAUGGUAAAGGCUCUUUGGCCUGACAUGUGGGCCCAUCAAGAGUAUAGAGCUCAAAUCAAGAGUUUCUUCUUCCUCCUUGUAAUAUUUGUCUGUUUUGUACCACACCAUGCAUUCCGCAUAUACUUUAUUCAAAAUUAUUCCAAGAAAGAUCAUUCUCAGUUAGUUCUUUAUAAUGAAAUUUGUGUCGCUCUAACUACUGUCUGUUGCCUCGAUAUGCUGUGUUUCAUAGGUGGACUUAUUCAUUAA